GCAGCACGUGUCGACUUAGUGUGGUACCAACAGUGAAGCAUUCUGUGCGUACGCACGGUCGCACCGUAUCGCUAUUUCUGUUCGGAGACUAAAAAUAGAGCCGGUCUUUGCACUCCGCCCCCAUCGGUGGUCCAUCUGAAUCUGAAGUCGGUUCGCCAUGGGCACCAUCAAGCAGUUCUCGUUUCCGCUUUUUCAGGAGCAGGUGCAUAACGCAUUAAACGAAGUAGACGAGACCGAAUUCGGCAAACUCCAGGACAAUGAGCAGAGGAUCCGAUAUGUCGCAAAACUGCUGGCCAACAAGGAUUUGCUCCCUAGGCUGCAGCCGGCGGGCAGUGGGAAAAAAUCUGAUUUGGCCCUCGAAAGACGCAACGAGGGAAACAAACUUUUCCAGAUAGGCGACUUUGACAAGGCUCAGCAGUUGUAUUCAGCAAGUCUGUUGGUGGCAGAUGAUCCUGAAUCCAUGUGCCUGGCUUUGGCUAACCGAUCCGCAGCGCUUUACAAUAUGAAGCAAUACAGGCUGGCGUUGAAUGACAUAAAAGAGCUAUACGCUAUCGGAGCCUACCCAAAACACCUUUUGUACAAGGUUUCAGAGCGGAGGGCGCGGUGUUUUCUGGCAAUGGAUCAGAGACUGAGCGCACGCGACGCUUUCAGACAGACAAUGCAAGCACUGGACGACGCAAAAAUGGAAGCAGACCGGAAAACGAAAAUGCGCACUGACGUGCAAAUCAUGCUGGUGAUGCUGGAAAAAGGGCUGCUGAAGGACGCACCCCUGCCACCCGAUACGUCGGUGAAGCCGCCUGCCCUGUCCGGCGGCGUCAACCCCAACUUCCCGUGCGCCAGCAACAGCCUUCGCUUCGAGUGGGCUGGAAAUGCGGAGGGCCGCAUGGCCAGGUGCAGGUCGGCCAUCCGCACCGGCGACACCGUGCUGGUGGAGUCGCCCGUCGUGGCGGCGCUGCUGCACGAGCGGCGCCACACGCACUGCUGGCACUGCAUGGAGCGCCUCGGCACUUCGCUGCCCUGUCCUACGUGCGCUGAGGUCGCCUUCUGCACGGCCAAGUGCAGGGACGCUGCGCUCGGCACGCACCACCGCUGGGAGUGCACCUUCCUGCCCAUUCUCCGCGAGUCCAAAGCCUCCGUCACCUGCCUCUUGGCUCUCAGGCUGGCGAGUAACAACAAUGUGGACAAGAUCAGGGCUGGUCUCUCAGAGGCUGAAGGUCGUGAUGUUCGUCUGAUCGGCGAGGAAAAGUACCAUUCGCACGACUUGUCCAAUUUUUUCUCGCUGGUAAGCCACUCGGAAAGACGAUCGCCCCGCGAUUUGCUCCAGCGCUCUUUGAUGGCGCACUUUUUGCUCGGCGGGCUCUCGCAAGGAGGGUACUUUGGCGGAAAAACAGCCCUAGGCGCCGAGCUCAGCGCCGAUCAAGCGUUAAUCGGCGGGGCGUUGCUGCAGGCGCUGCAGAUCGCGCAGUUCAAUAGCCAUGAAGUGUCUGAGCUCGUUUCACGCGACAAUGACUCAGACCCGAAGUCGCUAUUCAUCGGUGGUGCCGUGUACACAACGCUGGCUCUGCUCAACCACUCUUGCAACCCGAGCGUGAUGCGUUACCACGCGCCGGGGGGCGUCGUCGUGGUGCGUGCCGUGCGUCCGCUGCAACCAGGCGAUGACGUUUCUGAGAACUACGGGCCGCUGUGGACACGUGAGUCACGAGACGUACGCCAGCAACGCCUGCGUGACCAGUAUUGGUUUGAGUGCAACUGCGAAGCGUGCGUCGGCGAGUGGCCACUCUUUGAAGACAUCUCCGAAAACAUCAUCCGACUGCGAUGCGGAGGCUGCGGUGCCGCGGUCAUCUUUGGAGAGGAGCAGAUCGCGGCCACGUGCCUCGUGUGUGGACACAAGACCAGCGUCCUCGCGUCCCUGGCCGGAGUUGCGGACACAGAACGAAAAAUGGAGCUGGCGAAAAUGCGGGCUUUGGACAAACCUGAGGAAGCAUUGGACAUGUUUAUUCAAAUUCUGGAGGCGCUAAACAAGUUUCUGGCAACACCUCCCUGCAAGGACUUCGUAUUGUGCCAACAAGCUGUACGAAAAUGUUUCUUACAAAUGGGCAACUGGUUCAAAGGCCGUUAAGAGAAAUAUUUACAAAAGGGAUUUUUAAAAAAUAAAUUUGUAUGGCUUUUUUGGAUUUAA
Molecule: messenger RNA, 2179 nt
Organism: Cloeon dipterum
Lineage: Eukaryota; Metazoa; Arthropoda; Insecta; Ephemeroptera; Baetidae
Product: SET and MYND domain-containing protein 4-like
Exons: 6
Coding region: 158-2119 (653 amino acids)
Biological process (GO): compound eye photoreceptor development
Cellular component (GO): nucleus; cytoplasm
Molecular function (GO): histone deacetylase binding
Source: RefSeq, a predicted model, not a curated record